UUCCCAGCCUGCUCUUUUUCUUCAUGGAGUUUGUAUGUUCUGCCUGUGCAUGCAUGUGUUCACUCCUGGUACUCCAGCUUCCUCCCACAGUUUAAAGUAAUGGUUAUUAGGUUGAUUGUUGUCUAAAUUGUAUGUGGACAAGUUAAUUUUGAUGUAGCAUUUUCUCUUAAUAGAUACAUUUCUUACUCUUCUUAACUUUGUCUAAAAAUACAUUUAUUUGGUAAUUUGGCACAUGUAGCUGUGAAAUUGUUUCAGUUGAGUUGAGGUUCCUAAAAAGUCUCAAAUAGUGAACAGCAGCUUUACAAUCCACCUUUUUAAUCUUCAAGAUCUAAAAAAAAGUAUGUACUGUUCAUGACUUAAUUUCGUCAUUUUGUGCAUACGAGUUAAUUUUUGUGUUUUUAAUUGGUGUAUAGAGAAGGGAUUUUAUAUGGUUUUUUUAUUAGCAACGUUUCUUAGCUGUAGUUCAUUGGAAAGUGUAAACAUUUUUGUUAAAAUAACUUUAAAACUCACUUUAGAGCGCUUAUGAAUGAAGGGUCCCUUUUAGCCUCUUUUAUUUACAAAAAAACAUAUCAUGGGAGUCGUAACAUCCAGCAUGCCCCUCAUUGGUUAGAAUCCAAUGACGCAUGACAAGUCUAAUUCUCUGAUUGGCUACUGCUUUUGCAAGUAGUGUGAUAUUAUUUGACGAGGCAGACGGCUCAGUUCAAUUUUAGAAGUUAACUGGACUCAGAGAAGACAAGUUUUUUUUUGCAAUGUUGACCAUUUUCUUGAUUGUUUUGGUAAUUCUGGUAAUAUUUACACUGAAAUAUGUUUUCAGCAGCCCAGAGUCGAACCCGUUUGCAAAGGACUGCCGAGAACCGCUGAAAAAGAAAGUUUACGACGAAAAAACGAAAAAUAAAGUCCUAAAGCAAGGUUUUGUGGCCAGUAAAGUACCAGAAAACCUUGAUGCAGUCAUCAUUGGUAGUGGCAUCGGUGGACUUGGCCUGGGUGUCCUUCUGGCUAAAGUUGGAAAGAAGGUUCUUGUUCUGGAGCAGCAUGAUCGGGCCGGGGGAUGCUGCCACACGUUCACAGAGAAGGGCUUUGAGUUUGAUGUUGGAAUCCAUUACAUUGGUGAUCUGUUGGGCGACUCGCCUUUUCGCUGCAUGCUGGACCAGAUGACCGAUGGUCAGCUGCAGUGGGAGCCUCUGGAGAAGGCGUUUGAUCACGUCGUGCUGGGAUCGCUGGAAAACCGCCGCUCCUAUCCCAUCUUCAGCGGCAGCGCUCGCUACCUGGAGGAGCUGAAGAAGCGAUUCCCUGGAGAGGAGAAGGCCAUCGAUGAGUAUAUGAGGCUGGUGAAGAAAACCGAGUUUGGCGCCUGGCUCCUUGUUGUGUUGAAGCUCUGCCCCUUACCUUUGGCCAAGUUCCUGAUCCACACAGGCCUCGUCAAACAUCUGUCUUUCUUCUUUAAAAUGGCGCCACGCAGCCUGAGAGACGUGGUCAACGAGCUGACGGAGAACAAAGACCUCAGAGCUGUCUUCACCUACAUCUUUGGCACCUAUGGUAAUAAGCCAAAAGAUGCCAGCUUUUCCAUGCACAGUUUGCUGACCACCCACUUCCUAAAUGGCGCCUGGUAUCCUAAAGCUGGCAGCAGUGAGAUUGCCUACCACAUGAUUCCCAUCAUCGAGAAGGCAGGGGGCGCUGUUCUGGUGCGAGCCCCAGUCAACCGCAUCUUAUUUAAUGAUGCAAAGGAAGCUUGUGGUGUGAGUGUGUUGAAAGGUCAGGAGGAGGUGCAUAUAAAAGCCCCUAUGGUCAUUUCUGAUGCCGGUAUCUUCAAUACAUACGAGAAUCUGCUGCCCAAGGAGCUCCAGGCCAUGCCAGAGAUCCAGAAGCAGCUCAGUUUGGUGAAACACGGUGAAGGAGGUCUGAGCAUCUUUAUUGGUUUAGAUGGAACCAAGGAGGAGCUGGGCCUGAAAGCAAACAACUACUGGGUCUUCGCUGAGAACAAUUUCGAUGAACUGAUGGAGGGAUAUUUAAAUGAGGGAAGAGAACAGGCUUCUAAGAAAAUACCUCUGCUGUUUAUUGCUUCACCGUCUGCCAAGGAUCCAUCAUGGGAGGAGAGAUCACCAGGAAAAUCUACUUUAAGUCUGGUCAGUUUUGUCAAGUAUUCAUGGUUUGAGGAGUGGAAGGACGAUAAAGUGACAAACAGAGGGUCCGACUACAAAGAGCUGAAACAAGCGUUCAUUGACUCCGCUCUGGAUGUGGUGAUGGACAUUUUUCCAAAAAUCACCAAGGACAAGAUUGCAUACAUUGACGCUGGAACCCCCAUCACAAACACACACUACAUUGCCGCUCCAAAAGGUGAGUUCUACGGAUUGGACCACGGCAUCGCUCGGUUCAACCCUGAAUUCAACGCUACAAUAAGACCUCAGACUCCCCUGAAGAACCUCUACCUGACAGGCCAGGAUGUGUUUUUGUGCGGUUUCGCUGGCGCCCUUGCCGGUGCGCUAACCUGCGGCUCGGUCAUUCUCAACCGCAACCUCCAUCUGGAUUCCUUCCUGUUGGCAAUGAAAACCAAAUAUUUAGACAAAAAGUUAAAAGACGAGUAGCUGCUUCUGUUUACUGAAAUUAAAUGGCAUUUGGCAACACCACAGCUUAAUAGCACUAAGAAGAGAUGAACUAAAACUCUUAUUAAAAAGUCAUAAUGCUGUCUCUUUGCAUUAGCAUGCUCAUUUUGCACUAAUUCAUGAUAUACUGGCUUUAAUAGUCAGUAAUAUAACAGUGGCCUGUUGGAUGAGGCAGGGUGUUUUCAGCACUAAAAAUAAUGUUUUUGUCUUAAAUUUGUGUAUUGUAUGUUUUGAAUAGUGCUAUUUUUUUAAUCAAUUUCAUUUGCUUGUUUUGUGUAGUAGGCUGCAAAUAAUAAACAUGUUAUAACACGUG
Messenger RNA from Gambusia affinis (western mosquitofish), 2913 nucleotides. RefSeq names its product all-trans-retinol 13,14-reductase-like. The transcript is spliced from 11 exons. Bases 750 to 2582 code for a protein of 610 amino acids. Gene Ontology annotation, molecular function: all-trans-retinol 13,14-reductase activity; GDP-dissociation inhibitor activity. The record is from RefSeq and is a predicted model, not a curated record. Lineage: Eukaryota; Metazoa; Chordata; Actinopteri; Cyprinodontiformes; Poeciliidae. Gene Ontology annotation, biological process: small GTPase-mediated signal transduction.